Molecule: messenger RNA, 2136 nt
Organism: Wallemia mellicola CBS 633.66
Lineage: Eukaryota; Fungi; Basidiomycota; Wallemiomycetes; Wallemiales; Wallemiaceae
Exons: 3
Coding region: 297-2030 (577 amino acids)
Biological process (GO): positive regulation of transcription by RNA polymerase II; negative regulation of transcription by RNA polymerase II
Molecular function (GO): RNA polymerase II cis-regulatory region sequence-specific DNA binding; DNA-binding transcription factor activity, RNA polymerase II-specific; zinc ion binding
Source: RefSeq, a predicted model, not a curated record
GAGCUGAUAGAAGAGAUAAAAGAGAUAGCGAUCUAAGUGGACAGGCAUAUUACUGUUAUUUAGAGUAUCAGUAUUAUCUGAUCGAGAUUAGAUCAUAUGCUGUAUCUAAUUGGUCGAACUGUUUGAGAUCUAGAGAUAGAACUAAUAAAUAGAAUAAAAAGAAGAAUAUGAAUACAAAAUAAACAAUUUCCUUCCAUCAUCUCUGAUAUCAAUGAUAAAAAUCGUUAACAAAUUUGGUCUGCUUCGCGAUAAGCUUUUUUCAACGCUCAUCACAAACCUUCAAAAAGGCGCAUAAAAUGUCUGAUAUAGCUGCAGCUACGAGCAUCACGCCUGAGGAACCUAAUUUACAAACUCCACCUCCAGGUUUAUCUGCCCAACCAUUUUGCAGCCAUUGUAGAGCAACACAGACACCUCUAUGGAGACGCAAUCCAGAUGAUUCAGCAUCCGUUUUAUGCAACGCUUGCGGUCUUUUUCUUAAACUCAAAGGUAUGCCUCGUCCACUUAGCUUGAAGACCGAUGUUCCGCGUACGAGAAAGCGUCAAAAAGCUUGUGAUAAGGAUCAAAACGCUGAUGGAACAUCAUCAAAGUCUAAAAAGAAGAAUUCAAAAUCUGAUUCUCAGGACCAUGAUAACGAUGACGAUCGUCAGAAUGAGAAUUCUCCAGAUGAAAUAAAUGGCUCGAAGUUACGCGCGGAUUCGCCCAAACGCCCGGUUAUUCCAAAAGAUUACGAUUAUACAGCCCCUUAUAUGAUCAAACGUCCAAGGAAAUCAAAAUAUGAUAUCACUGAGAUGGCGCCUCCAAAAUCUAUUCUCGAGACCCUCGGUAUUGAGCCAAUCCCUGGGGGCCAGGGAAAGUUGGAUUCUCAAUCGAUUAACAAGUUGGUUGGUGGUAUCGCACCACUUAACAGCUCGCAAGUGCAAAAUGCCCAUGCUCUCCACCAGCAGCAACAACAGCAGCAGCACCAACAACAACAACAGCAACAACAACAGCCAUCACAACAGCAACAACAGCACUUACUCACUUCAAAACCGUUACCUACUGCUGCAGGCGGCGGUUCAAAUGCUUCGCAAACUUACCAACAAAGUGCACCAGCACAACAAUCUAAUGCAUCAUUUAUAAAUCAUUAUUCAUCAAUAAACCCAACGUCGUCUUUAUCUGCUGGUCAAGUACCUCAACAAACUGAAAUAAAAGAAGAGUCAGCAUCUAGACCAAUGUUGCAAUCACACUCUUCUUCACCUAUUAUACCUCAACAUUCAACAACAUCACGCCCAAUGAGUCAAAGUUUGUCUGCGAUUUUGAGUAAUCAUCAAAAGUCGAUGAAUUACCAUUCACAGUAUAACUCUCAUGAACCUGUUGAUCAAGUUAGACUUUUGAAAGCACAAGUGCAAGAACUGGAGAGAGCAUACGAAGGCGCUCUAAAUAAGCUCAACAAGUAUGAAAAAUUUGAAGAACUUAAUAACAACAAUAACAGUAAAGUUGGUUCAGAUAAGGAUAAUUCAACAGAAUCAGCAUCCGAUAAUAUGGAAGUUGACAGUCAAUCAAAGGAUCAACAAACACCACCAGUUGAUCCGCCAAGGAGAUCAACAAGACCGAAGAAUUUUAGAUACGAUUCAGCUGAUAUCGAUAAUGAACAGUUUGAGAAUAUUCUAUUCAAGCGUACUGAAAUGCGUAUAAAACGAUUAUGCGCUUCUAAUAGAUCCGGAUUGAGGAUGUGUGCAUUCCAUGAUGCAAAGAAAUCAACACCAAUUUAUGCACCAAGGGCAGCGCCACCUGGUAUAAUGUCUUGUGGAUGCACGUUUGAUCAAACAUUAUUCGAAGAAACUUUAUCUAGACAUGGUGUUGGUAGUAUACAACCAGGAGAUGUAAUUAGAUUAGAUGCCAAACUACGUGACAAUAUACUCAACUUACUCGAAUGGCAAUAUAAUUACGUGGAUGGAGAUUUGGAUAGAGACCCGCAUACAGGUGCAUUAACGGAUCUUGAAGAUUUGGGAUUGUCAUCCGAGCGUGAUACACCGCUCAAACUACAAUAAUUGACUGUAAAUUAUCUCAACUUGUUAUUUAGCAGCGUUACCCGUUUAAACAGAAUUCUUUAUUGGCUAUUCUUUAAUUGUACAACUAAGAUAAAUUAAAUCACAC